Trichoderma virens Gv29-8 is the source of this 1653-nucleotide messenger RNA. RefSeq lists its product as uncharacterized. The record is from RefSeq and is a predicted model, not a curated record. Lineage: Eukaryota; Fungi; Ascomycota; Sordariomycetes; Hypocreales; Hypocreaceae. The transcript is spliced from 3 exons. The annotation marks the transcript as partial.
GAGAAUGUAACCAAGAAGAGGAAGACGGGAGCGGGAAGUAGAGGUGUUGCAAACUUGACGCCGGAGCAGCUGGCGAAGAAAAGAGCAAAUGGUGAGUGUUUGCCAUAUCUCUUUUCUACCCCCCUUUACCGCGAAGCGCAACGUGCCAUCCGAGAGAGGACAAAGAACCAGAUUGAGAGGCUCGAGCGCCGCAUCCAUGAGCUUGAAGCUCAAAAACCGUAUCAGGACCUCCAGGUGGUGGUACGGGCCAAGGAGGCGAUAGAGGCAGAAAAUGCUGAGAUCAAAAGACGGCUGGCCAGCAUUAUUGGCAUGCUGCAGCCUUUGGUUGGGCCAAGUAAAGCAGAUAUGCCUAGCAUCAACCCUGCACUCCCAUACGCCACACCACCCAUUCCUGUGACGACGACAACAACAACAAGCAACAUUGCCUACCACCCUGCAGCAUCCACAAGUUCUGCAUCUCCGGCAGGAGGAAUGACUGAGCCCAUUCGCCAUGUUGCCCAGCCGCCGCUGCAGAGCUGGCAAAGCGGCGGCAGCAGUACGCCGCCAGCGCCGCGACAGGCUAGUGUUGCCGAUGCCGUCGACGAAGGCACCCAGGCCCUAUUAGAGCGUCAAGGCCAAUCGCUUCGGCACGGCUUGGACUUUGAGCAGGGCCGCUUUGAUCUAAACGCCCUGGUUGACUCUACUCAGGCCAUACCAAAGCUACAGAGGGGCCUCAACGGAGCACAAGACACGGGUGAAUACCGCCACGUCCCCAUGAAACAUGACUGGACACAAGUGAAUCGGGACUAUGCACCGCAGGCCCGGCCUGUGCCUACAUGGGAGUCACCCAUUCCCAUUCCACCGGCUGCUACCGAUUCAACUCCGGCAAUAGCACCACCCCUUGGCAUUACUCGGCAGAGUUCAGUCACUAGCCAGCCAGCGCCUGGCUCCGGUCCGGCCCCUGACGCCAGCAUUCCUAUUAUUCCACCUGUUCCUUAUCCUGACACACGAGCUGCUGUCCCAGAAACUCUGCUCCAGUUCACACGUCCCCUGCGCAAUUGCAGUCCUACCUGUCCGCUUGACGCUCUGCUUCUCGAUUUUCUCAGCGAGCGGCAACAGCGUGCUGCUGAAGGCUACCAGCCGCAUGAGGUGUCUGGCCCGCGGUAUCCAUCUGUUUCUUCUCUUCUCAAUCCAGAGAAUAGCAAAUACAGCCACCCAGUGUCUAGGGUUUUCACAGACAUCCUUACCAAAUUCCCCGAAGUGUCUGGCCUCCCCGAAAAGGUGUCCAUUCUAUAUGUAAUGUUUCUUUUCAUGCGAUGGCAGAUCUAUCCAACAAAAGAAAACUUGGACCGUUUGCCAGAAUGGAUCCGUCCAUUGCCUUGCCAGUAUGAGAUAGCGCAUGCCGCUUGGAUGGAUUUCAUGCCAUACCCGGCGAUGAGAGAGAGGGUAAUUAAAGCUGAGAACCCCGAGCUCUUUUACUUUGACAAUUUCUUUCUUCCGUUUACAUCCACCUUUACCGUCUCUUGGCCUUAUGAAGAGGCACAUACUUUACUACGAAACCCUGACUCGGAUGAGAUUAUGAUUAACCCGGUGUUUGAGAGCCACAUGCGCAACUUGGAUAAUUGGAAGCUAGGGAGGUUGUUCGCCGAGUCUUUUCCCAUGUUGGCUGAUACG